ACAGGAUGGGGAGGCCCAGGAAAAUCCAGGUCAUCCGCAGCGAUGAUUUCUCUAUCCCUUCUGACUUGACCCUUUCCGAGCUCCGUGCUCUUAGUAUCAGCUCCGCUAAUGAUAUUCCUAACUUCCUCUCCUGCGUUCCGACCGUCACACAAGGAUCUCCCUGGACCGAUUCCUCUGCUCUACCUUCUGGAGCAGACUUGCGCUAUGCCCUGCCUGGCCUUGAUUUUGUCCUCUGCAACUUUGCCGGAGACCAAGCAGAACUUAGCGACUUAUUCUCAGCGAUGUGAAGUUCUACUCUCUAAAGGUCACUCUGGUUUCUCCUGCUACUUCUUCCUCUCAAGAUAUCUGAGCAGAACCCUAAUAUCCAGCAGGACACUUAUUCCCGAGCUGAACCAAGAUAUCCUAGUCCAGGAACUGAUCAUGAAGCAUGAGUUACUUUCAAAAAGCAAAUCAGUUCAAAAGGAAGAAACUAAAUUAAAGGUAAAAUAGAUUAAAUGUAUUGAG
This is a messenger RNA of Eurytemora carolleeae, 504 nucleotides long. RefSeq lists its product as uncharacterized. The record is from RefSeq and is a predicted model, not a curated record. The transcript is spliced from 3 exons. The coding region runs from base 109 to 489 and encodes 126 amino acids. NCBI's taxonomy places the organism in Eukaryota, Metazoa, Arthropoda, Copepoda, Calanoida, Temoridae.